Molecule: messenger RNA, 1549 nt
Organism: Racocetra fulgida
Lineage: Eukaryota; Fungi; Glomeromycota; Glomeromycetes; Diversisporales; Gigasporaceae
Source: the annotation of a GenBank genome assembly
CUACGGAAAACGGGUGACUCAAAUAAUAGUAAUGGUAAACCUGGUAGCAGUACAAAGCCUUCAGCAAAGAGUUCAGGAAACUCAACAGAACCCACUCCCGCCAUAGUUGUUAUAAACGUGGGGGAACAGAGGGGGCAUACCUCUUCAGAUAGCACUUCGCCUAUUUCUCCUGCAAAUAACCAUAAGUCUCAUUCAAAAGAAGACCCUCCAAAGAGAGACCCUUUGAAUCGUUUAAAAGGUGCUCCAAAAGAUGUUAUUCCUAUCAGUAAAGUUCCGCGGCGUCAAAGGUCAUCGAGAUUUCAUGCCUCAGCAGGAUUAGUUGAAUUGGAAAAAUUACCUAAUUUCAACGAACUUUUCCUAAGAAAACUUAAUCAAUGUUCGGUAAUUUUCGAUUUUAAUGAUGCAAGUAGUGACCUAAAAGGAAAAGAGAUAAAAAGGUCUACAUUGUCUGAGCUCUUGGAAUAUAUUACUACAAAUCGUGGAGUAAUUACUGAACCAAUAUAUUCAGAGGUCGUUUCUAUGUUUGCUAUUAAUCUUUUUAGAACCAUACCUCCACAAGUUAAUCCUAUCGGUGAUGCUUUUGACCCUGAGGAAGACGAACCAGUUCUUGAGCUUGCAUGGCCACACCUUCAGAUUGUUUACGAAUUCUUUCUUCGAUUCAUUGAGUCACCCGAUUUCAACACAAACAUUGCCAAGAAAUAUAUUGAUACACAAUUCAUAUUACAUUUGUUAGAAUUAUUUGAUAGCGAAGAUCCAAGAGAACGUGACUUUUUAAAGACGACAUUGCACCGAAUUUAUGGAAAAUUUCUAAAUUUACGCGCAUUUAUCCGAAAAUCGAUUAACAACGUGUUCUUCCAAUUUAUAUAUGAAACAGAACGUCAUAAUGGUAUUGCAGAAUUAUUAGAAAUUCUUGGAAGUAUUAUCAAUGGUUUUGCAUUACCAUUAAAAACAGAACAUAAAACAUUCCUCACAAAAGUGUUGAUACCUUUACAUAAAGUCAAAUCAUUGACAUUGUAUCAUCCACAAUUAGCUUAUUGUGUUGUGCAAUUUUUAGAAAAAGAUCCUUCAUUGACAGAAGAAGUAAACAGUCCCAAAGAAGUAAUGUUUUUGAAUGAGAUUGAGGAAAUCUUGGAUGUUAUAGAACCACAAGAGUUUGUAAAAAUUCAAGUACCAUUAUUUCAACAAAUUGCACGAUGUGUAUCGAGCCCACAUUUUCAGGAAACAUGGCAUAGGUUAGAAAGAACAGCUGCACAUAAUGCUCAAGGUCUUCCGUUACCUUAUGCAAUUGGUGGUCCUUUAACAUCUUCAAGAACUAAUGUAGCCAGUGAGUUAGCAGACAACAAUUCUGAUGAGGAACCCGUAGAACCUAAAGGUGACGUACCAGAAGAUAACGAUGUGCACGGGGAAAUGCAACCAUUUGAAGGAGGUGGUGAAUUCAAUCAGUUUCGCCGUAAAUCCAUCAUACCUGUUGAUGAAAGUGUGUUGUCUGAACUAUCUAGGCAUCGUAGUUUGGACGAAGUUCUUAACGGACCUCCUGCUCCUGACGGAA